This is a messenger RNA of Microthlaspi erraticum, 1392 nucleotides long. The record is from the annotation of a GenBank genome assembly. NCBI's taxonomy places the organism in Eukaryota, Viridiplantae, Streptophyta, Magnoliopsida, Brassicales, Brassicaceae.
AUGAGGAAUAGACGUGGAAUUGAACUUUUUGGGGAAAGAGAAGUAUUAGGACUAGUAGUCAGUACACCUGAAGGUGUACAACUAGUUGGACAGAAAUAUAUUGAGAAUGGUGAAAUUGUGAGACACAAGGCACGUUUAGUUGCACAGGGUUUCUCACAAAUACCCGGAAUUGAUUAUGAAGAGACAUACUCUCCUGUAGUGGAUGCAACUACUUUCCGGUAUCUCAUUACUCUUGCUAUAAGAGAAGGACUUGAUUUUCGGCUGAUGGAUGUAGUCACAGCCUACUUAUAUGGUCCAUUGGAUAAUGAGAUCUAUAUGAAAGUCCCAGAAGGAUUUGAACUGCCUGAAGCAGAGAAAUCAAAUUCUAGAGAAGAUUUCUCCAUAAAGUUAAAACGUUCUCUUUAUGGAUUGAAACAAUCAGGACGUAUGUGGUAUAACCGUCUUAGUGAAUACUUGCUGAAGGAAGGCUAUAAGAAUGAUCUUAUCAGUCCAUGCAUAUUCAUAAGGAAAUUCGGUAAAGGAUUUGUUAUCAUUGCGGUGUACGUGGAUGAUUUGAAUAUUAUUGGAACUCCUGAAGAGAUUUCAUAUACAGUAGAAUACUUGAAGAAAGAAUUUGAGAUGAAAGAUCUCGGAAAGACGAAAUUCUGCUUGGGAUUGCAGAUUGAGCAUCUUGUGGAUGGAAUUCUACUGCACCAGAUGGCGUACACCAGAAAAUUCUCAAAAGAUGCAGGAUACUUGUCUGAUCCACAUACUGCUCGUUCACAAACUGGAUAUGUGUUCACUUGUGGAGGUACUGCUAUUUCUUGGCGUUCUAUGAAGCAAACUCUUGCAGCUACUUCUUCUAACCAUGCAGAGAUAUUAGCCAUCCACGAAGCUAGUCGAAAAGGAGCUCCAACGGUUAUGUAUGAAGAUAAUGCUGCUUGCAUCGCACAACUCAAGGAUGGGUACAUUAAAGGAGACAGAACGAAGCACAUCCUACCGAAGUUUUUCUUCACCCAUGAGUUACAGAAGAAUGGCGAUGUAAGUGUACACCAGAUUCGUUCAAGCGAGAAUUUGGCGGACUUGUUUACUAAGGCGCUUCCAACAUCUACUUUCAAGAAGCUAACUCAUAUGAUUGGACUGCGUCGUCUCAAGGAUCUCACGGAUGUCCACAUGAGGGGAAGUAAUUGUGCGCUACACUCUUUUUCCCUUAACCAUGGUUUUUCCUGAUCUCACCGGCCAAAAUUUCCUCGAGAAGGUCAUAGCCUAUCUUCGGCACCUUCUCAAGCUGUAUCUCGUUGUAAACCACCGGAAUACCGACCGUCCCUAGCCUACACAUCUCGUCCGGGUGACAUGCUGACGUUCCUCUCAGCGUCUUCGUUAGAUCAAAAGCAAACAAUCACAGCUACAUAA